GCGGGAGGCGGGCAUGGAGGCGGCGGGCCCGCGGCAGCGCCUGGUGCACCUGGACCUGAAGGGCGCCCCGCCCCGCGCCUCUUACCUGGCGCAGGUGCUGCCGCUGCUCCGCGCCCUGGGCGCCACGGGGCUGCUGCUGGAGUACGAGGACACCUUCCCGUACGCGGGGCCGCUGGAGCCGCUGCGGGCCCCGCACGCCUACAGCCCCGGGGAGGUGCGGGCGGUGCUGGGGCAGGCCCGGGAGCAGGGGAUGGAGGUGGUGCCGCUGGUGCAGAGCUUCGGGCACAUGGAGUUCGCGCUGAAGCACAAAGAGUUCGCUCAUCUCCGGGAGGUGAAGGUGUUUCCCAACGCCCUCAACCCGCACAGGGAGGAGUCACGGGCGCUGGUCAAGGCCAUGGUUGACCAGGUCAUGGCACUGCACGAGGACUUGAAAUGGUUUCACAUCGGAUGUGAUGAGGUUUACUACCUGGGCGAAGGAGAGGAGUCAAAGCAGUGGCUGCAACAACAAGACAACACUCCAGAGAAGCUGUGCUUAUCCCACAUAAAAGCAGUUGCAAGUUGUGUGGCCUCAUCUUACCCCACUGUGACACCCAUUGUGUGGGAUGACAUGCUCAGAGGGAUGAGUGAGGAAACACUGGCAGAGUCUGGGGUCCCACAGCUCGUGCAGCCAAUGAUCUGGGACUACACAGCAGACCUUGAUGUGGAGGGCAAAGUGCACCUCAUAGAGAAGUAUCGUAGAUGUGGCUUCUCCAAGGUGUGGUUUGCUAGUGCUUUUAAAGGGGCUACAGGAGUGAAUCAGUCUCUGACACUUAUUGGACACCACUUAAAAAACCAUCUGCAAUGGCUGAAGGUGGCAAGCAACAGCCCUGCUGAUCUCCUUGAAGGUAUUGCCCUGACUGGCUGGCAGAGGUAUGAUCACUUCUCUGUUUUGUGUGAGCUUCUCCCUGUGGCAAUUCCAUCCUUGGCUGUAUGUCUACAGGCACUAAAGAAUGGUGGCUAUUCUGAAAAGAUUAAAGAAGAUGUGGAAAAGCUGCUGGGAAUGUCCAACCUGGAAACUGAUUCUUUCAUGAGCACGAGUCUGGGAACCUUUCCUGGGAGCAAUAUCCUUACACUUGUCACCCAAGUUACCUUCUACCUCAAGUCAUCAGUAGAUGAACUUCUUGAAAGGAACAGAUAUGUCACAGGCUGGUUCAGCCCUUACCACAGAAAAAGGAAGAUUAUUCACCCUAUCAUCAUGCAUCACUUCCAGCCAGAUGCAGUCAGUCUUCUCUCCAAGUGGAAUGCUGUGGUGCAGGACCUCCGAGCAGCCAUGGAGCAAGUUUUCCAUGAGUGUACAAUAGAGGAGUGGAUGGAGGAGAACGUCCACCCCAGCCUACAGAAGCUGCAGGAAGUGGUGGAUGAUUUAGAUGAAGCAAUAAAAGCACUAAAUUAGGGGCAUUUCAAUUAGGCUUAUUCCGUGGGAAAACAUGGCUGGUGGAAAUCUGAAACUAGACAUAGCUAGUUUGUCAUCUUAAGAGUUAAAGCAACAACUGUGAUGAAACAAAAGUGACUUGAAGGCAUCAAGGAAUCGAUUAGUGUAAUAAGCUUCAACUCUUACUUUUCCUGUCUUAACACAUUGUUGAGCCUUAACUCACCUGCCCUCCAAGUCAGAUUUGCUCCCCUUCCAUAACAGAAUGCAGGAGUGAGGCAGAACUCAGCUCAAGGCAAGAGAAAAACCCAAUUUAUUUCAGAUUUUAUAUUUGUAAUACUAAUAGACUUUAUAUAUAACAAUGGCCUGGAGGAGUUCCACAAGUUCUGCUCUCAGACAGGAGCCAAUGUGUCACACCUUUUGCAUUUUCCAUAAAACAGAAGAUUUAAGAUAUUUUAAACAAGCUUUAGGUCCAUAUGGUCUGUACUUCAGCUCCCUUUCAGCUACAUUGAGAGAGAUGUUCUACAAGGGCAAGUAAUUCCCAAGUCUGGUAGUUAAGUGCACAACCAUAAAUAUUCAAAAUAUUCUUUACCUGUUUGCUUAAUUUCUUGCUUUCUUGAAAGUCUUAUUUUGGAAGGACAGGUACUGGAAGGUUCUUGGAACAGUCUACUAUAAAAUGAGUACAUCUCUAGACAGGAAGUAGCACAGCAUAAGACAAAUCUUUAAUUUAUUUAAUGAGAGCUUUAGGAGUUAGGUCCACAUGUAGAUUUUUAUCUAAAAAUAACCAAUUACUAUGUAUAACUUAAUUUAAAAGGCCACUUACCUUGAAAUAAAUGAGAUCUUAAUUUAUAUUACUUUAAUAAAUCCUUUGAUACUCAAAA
Molecule: messenger RNA, 2289 nt
Organism: Apus apus (common swift)
Lineage: Eukaryota; Metazoa; Chordata; Aves; Apodiformes; Apodidae
Gene: HEXD
Product: hexosaminidase D
Exons: 12
Coding region: 14-1432 (472 amino acids)
Biological process (GO): carbohydrate metabolic process
Molecular function (GO): hexosaminidase activity
Source: RefSeq, a predicted model, not a curated record